Molecule: messenger RNA, 432 nt
Organism: Oncorhynchus nerka (sockeye salmon)
Lineage: Eukaryota; Metazoa; Chordata; Actinopteri; Salmoniformes; Salmonidae
Product: chromosome transmission fidelity protein 18 homolog
Exons: 4
Coding region: 31-432 (133 amino acids)
Source: RefSeq, a predicted model, not a curated record
UCCCAGGGUCUCUAUGAUAACUUCCUGUCUAUGCGUGUGAAGGACCCCGGUCUUGGCAGAGUGUGUCAGGCUCUGGAUUGGUUGGGCUUCUCAGACGGGUUGACCCAGGCCAUGCUGCAAGGACAAAACUUCUCUCUGCUGCGAUACCAGCCCUUCCUCCCCGCAGCUUUCCACUUCCUAUUUGCUCACACACACGUCCCCCGCAUCAACUACCCCCACAGCCAGUACGAGGCUCUAACUAAGACCUCAGCCAGCAGGAACGCUCUGGCGGCCAUGUUGUCUGAAGUCCCAGCAUGCAUCAGGACUAGAGUCAGUGAGCUUAGUCUCAGUCUGGACAUCCUUUCUCUCCUGCUGGAUAUCAUCUGUCCUAAACUACGACCUGUGAACCCCCAACUGUUCAGCGACAGAGAGAAACACACACACACACUCUAA